GGUGUUUUUAGUCUAAAGACCCGAAUCCCUUAGAAUAAUGGUUCAGGUCAACAUCCUGUUAAGACUGUUAAUCAUGCGAAACUCAGCAAAACAAGUAAUUAAAGUUCAACUCUACUCACAAAUAUAAGGUUGUUUUUAAAAAUCGAUUGGAAUCAUAGGAACAAACAAAAUUGAUUUGGGAUACAGUUUAGCACUGGAUUGUUUGGAAUAGUUCGGUAUAUUCAAAUACAUUAAAUAACCAAGUGGCUUAUGAAAAAGAUAUGCCGAUAGAUGUUAGACUUAAACUUGAUUAGUUCUCGUCAGUGAAUAAGUCUUAACAUGAGUGUACGAUGGGCACGUGUAAUAUGGAUAUGGUUAAGUAUAACAAUGAGUGCACGAUGGACACGUAUUAUAUGGAUACUGUUUGUUUUAAUUAUGAUGAGAUCGGUUGAUGGGACACAUUUCCGCGGGAUGUUAAUGACAUAUAAACCAGCAGGUCCAGAAAUGCCACAUGGGACGAUGUUGAUUACUUAUCGAUAUGCUGUAAGGGGAUCGACAGACGAAGGGACACGUUGUGACAAAAACACAAUAACAUCCAGAGUAAUAACGGGGCCUAGUGGUAUUAUAGAAUGUAAGCGAGGGUGUAGAGGUACUAUCAGCAAUGUCAAGUUCCAAUGUACUGAUUUCAGUCAACGUGAAGACUGGACACAGGGCAUCAAAACAUUCCAAAAGUUCUUCAAAGGACCCACAGCCGAAAUAAGUCACCGUGGUAGAAACUGGAUCGCACUUGUCAAAGGGGGCGGUGAAUAUGAGAUUCGAUUGUUUAUGGGAAUAUACAUUAGAGCUGAUACAGGUCGAAUAAAUUCUUCCCCAACAACAGCAGUGCUUCCUAUCGUUCGCUUACAAAAUGGAUGUAAUCAUAAACUCAGCAUUCCAGUUGACGAUGUAGAUGGAGAUGAUAUAAGAUGUCGGUGGGCAGAGUUUGAACGAUUUGAAUGUGCUGGUGUGUGUAACAGCGCCAACGCUAUAGCUCAAUUAGACUAUAUGGAUUGCUCAUUGAGGAUAAGUGGAAGACUAGAGACCGGAUUUUACGCCGCAGCCAUCAUGAUCGAAGAUUUCGACGAUGUUUCCUCUACGACACCACUCAGUAGUGUUCCCGUACAAUUCCUGCUACUUGUAUUUAACUCAGAUGCUGGUUGUUCAAGUGCACCAACCUUUUCGACAACUACGCGAAAUGAAGGUGCGUGUGUUGGUGUCACACAAUCUUUCGUCGAGCCUAUCACUGUUAAUACAGGCAAUGCUAGAGGAAUAAUAACUGACAUCGACACAGUUUCACCACAAGGACUUGAGAAGUCGGAGGUUUUGCAACGUGGACCAGGUGAAUACUACAUUAACAUAACAUGGACACCCGAACGGAGCCAAGCAGGGCCGAAUAUAUUUUGUUUCAAUGCAAUUGACAAUAUAGGUUUAUCAUCUGGCCAAAGGUGUAUUACAUUUUUGGUAGGAACUGCGCCACCUGAGUUUGUGGAAGGUACUGAGAGCCCCCCGAAUGGGAGUAUCAUUCAAGAAUGGCACAAUCAGUUCUCCAUACGAGUCAACAGACCAGUAAAUAUC
Molecule: messenger RNA, 1593 nt
Organism: Owenia fusiformis
Lineage: Eukaryota; Metazoa; Annelida; Polychaeta; Sabellida; Oweniidae
Source: the annotation of a GenBank genome assembly